AUGCCUACCAACGGCAGAGCCGCGAGCUCUGCCGGCCAAACUCCCAAAAGUCCCAGGCCAGCAACGUCCGAGCACUCCACAAAACGUUCCGAAAAGGCCAGGAGUGCACAAAGCAUGCAGCCACCGCGCAGAGAGAGCAGCUCCCUCCACUCCGCUGUUGCCUCUGCGCAACGUCCCGGUGCCCUCAAAAACCGUGCAUACUCGGCGCCUAUGAUACCCAAGAACCGCCAUGAUGGAGGCGACGAUGACCACAUGGCCGACAUGCUCGCUGGCGAAGCUUGCGACGAAGACGAAAUUGCGGCCGAUCCCUUCUUCCAGAGAUACAACUUCCCCCAGUCCGACAUUCCACACCAACAACAGGACGCUUCUUCCAGCUCCGUCGAUAGCUCUUCCGACACAGAGGGCCCUCUCUCCCCUACCCACGUCAAGGGUCGCCAGCCAACAGCUGCCGAAUAUUCACAAAAUUCCCCGCAGUCACCUUCUGGAGGAGGAAGCGAUACAGCAACUGCCAUGCACGACAUCAACAUCGCCGUUAUUGGCGCCCGUGGAACUGGGAAAUCCGUCUUCACGCAGCGCGCCCUCAAUUUACAGCAUCCUCCCUCUUCUCCCAUAUCGACCCGUAAAAUGACCAUUGACGGUGGAUAUUACGUUGUGCGCUUCCUAGAGAUGAACUUCACAGACGUCCAUGUAGACGAUAGAAACGAUAUAAAAUGGCCUGAGACGAUUGAUAGUCUGGCGACUCCGCGCAUAGAUGGAGCCGUCAUAAUUUACGACGUCACGAGUCGUGAGAGUCUUACCAGGGUGCCGGAGAUGCUGAAUACAUUGUCAAAGACAAGCCUGCCCUUUGUGCUAGUCGCCUGCAAAUGCGAUCAUCACCCGGCUCAUCGGGAGGUCCAUCCUGAAACAAUUGAGCAGAAAGCUAAGUCCUUUUUGGGAGACAUCAACACCUUUCAGACAUCGGAGGACAAACCAGAAACACAACGAGGGUGUCUCUCGGUUAUCACACGUGCCGUUAUCGCGGCUAAAAGACCCAGGUCGCAGGCUUCAAUGGCACGGCGGCGAGCGAACUCUUCUGCCGUUAGGAGUAUCACUGCGAAAGACCAAUGGGCUGCUCGCAAACACGAACGCGCGAGUUCGGAAUUUUCAGUAUCGAGAUAUCGACCGCGGUCAUCUGAAGUGAAAGGCCACUCUUACAAGUCGAGCGAAACGCCAGGCCAUACAUUCCUUGAUCUCGAGGAGUCGCCUGGCUACGAUUCUUACGAUUCCGACGGACAAGCAUCGGAUACCGAACAGAGCAUCAUAUCUGAGCAACCGUCUCCGGAGAAUGGCUACACAUUCGACCAGCUAGUGGAUCGCCUCCUCUCGCAACCAAUGUCAAAACAUGACUCUAAAUUCGUCGCUAUCUUCCUUGCCCUGUACCGCCGAUUCGCUGCCCCAAGUCAAUUGCUCGAGGCAAUUCUGAAGCGGUUCGAGGCACUGAAGCGCGACAAAAACCCACAAGUCAUCCGCAUCAUCUCACAACUACGAUACCUCGCAGUCCUUCAGCAAUGGAUAAGUCAUUACCCCGGCGACUUUGCUUUUACUUCUACGCGUCGGGCCAUUCGAAAAUUCACCCAGGGACUAGCGAGCAAUCGCGAAUUCGCCGUGGCAGCAAAAGAGAUAAUGCAAGAUCUCGAGAUGGUCAUGGAAGACGACGACACCGAUUGGGCGUGCUGCGAUCGACAAAGAAGUCAGGCCGAACAGAUUCCAAAUUUCAGAAAUAACGUCUUAGACGAAGACUCCGAAGAUGAUGAAUUUUCAAGGGCGAUUGGCCACAUGUCCAUGACUUCGGACCGCUUCUCCAUUGCCCAAAGCACCAGGACGAACGUUACAGGGACUUCAAGAACAACGGAAUCCUCCGUCAGUUCGACCAUACUUAACCAGGUCGAGCGUAAUGAAAAUUUGGCGAAGCUGCUGAUACCCAAUCCUAUCAAACCAUUGUCGAAAAUCCAAUGGCACCUAUUGAUCGCUGAGAGCGAGGAAGCAAUCGCUAAAGAAUUGACACGAAUCGACUGGAUCAUGUUCUCCUCCAUCCGGCCGAGAGAUUUGGUCCGUCACGUUAGCAUGAACCUCGAAGAGAAGCGAAAAUGCAAGAGCUUGGAGAAUGUCAAUCGUAUGAUCGACCACUUCAACCACGUAGCGUAUCUGGUUACGAAUUACAUCCUACUGAGAGACAAGCCGAAACACAGGGCGAUGAUGCUGGAGAAAUGGAUGAAGGUUGCACGAGCUGUCCGUCAGCUGAACAACUACAACGCGUUGGGUGCCGUGCUUGCAGGAAUCAAAGGCACGGCCGUCCAUCGUCUCUCCGCCACCCGCGAGCUCGUUUCCGAAAAGGCAGGCCUCGACUACUUGAAAUUGGAACUCCUCAUGAGCACCGACAAGUCCCACUUCUCGUAUCGCCUAGCCUGGGAGAAUAGCUCUGGUGAACGCAUACCUUACAUCCCCCUCCAUCGACGAGAUUUGGUUUCGGCAUCAGAGGGAAACUCGACCUUUGUUGGCGACAAGAAACCUUCUCCAGCAUUCACUCCACACCCUGGCGUCAGCGUGUUCCAAGGAGCUCCAGGCAACCGAGAUUCAAGAGAGGCCCCGCCGGGCGGUGUUACCGGGAAAGAAAGGAUCAAUUGGCGCAAGUUCGAGAUCAUGGGCGAAGUGAUUGUAGGUGUGCAGCGGGCACAGGGCACGCCAUUCCCCGCUAUGUCGAAGAACGAAGACAUCCGGGCCCUCAUCCUGGACAUCAAGAUUUUGAAAGACGACGAUGAACUGUACGAGCGAAGCACUCAGCUAGAAGCUGCUGGUGCGAGCGAGCGCCGUAGAAUCUUUGACUGGUUCCGUGAGCGUUAG
Aaosphaeria arxii CBS 175.79 is the source of this 2880-nucleotide messenger RNA. Its product is annotated as ras GEF. The record is from RefSeq and is a predicted model, not a curated record. The transcript has 5 exons. Gene Ontology annotation, molecular function: guanyl-nucleotide exchange factor activity; GTP binding; GTPase activity. Gene Ontology annotation, cellular component: plasma membrane. Bases 1 to 2880 code for a protein of 959 amino acids. Gene Ontology annotation, biological process: Ras protein signal transduction; positive regulation of GTPase activity. Lineage: Eukaryota; Fungi; Ascomycota; Dothideomycetes; Pleosporales.